GGCUGGCCCGUCGGGACAGCGCCCGAGGAAAAAUCCUCAUUUCCUUCCUGCUACUGCUUCAUUCCUCCUCACCUCUCUCUCUCUCUCUCUCUCUCUCUCUCCAACUGGACCAACAGACACGGAGCUGUGGCCAUUGCAGCAGAGGCCUUAAACAGUUUGGGACAUUGGAUUGUCUGAGAAACUUUAAAUGACCUCUUUGACAACUGCUGCAGUUCAGAAUGAAAAUUCACGCAUCCAUACAGGAAAAGGUGCCGUUGGGGCAAAGGCAGAUGUGCCCAAAUCUGAGCAGAAAGGUCAGAAGGUCCGAAAGGCAUUAGCAGACAUUUCAAAGGUUGGAAAUGCUUCACUACCCAGUGCAGCAAAGGUAUGUUCUGUAAAGGGGAAAUCUGCAGUAUGCGGCAAUGGGAAACCCGAGAGCAUCCCACAAAGCUACGGAUUGACUGAAGAGGAAAUAAAGAGAUGCAAUGAAUGGGCGAAGGAAGGGAGAGAGCAUGUGCAUUUUUCAGGAAACGAUGCCCAUGCCAUUGAGAAAGAUAUUGCAGAGGAACGUGUGAAGAAGAAAGUUGAUAAAGUAAUGUCUGCAUUGAGGGAAUGGACUCAAAUUUCCUAUGGUUUUGAAAGGCCAACGAAGGAUGUUGGAAAAGAAUCUGAGGAAUUUACAAAGCUGGAGCCAGAACCAGAAGUCCUUCCUCUCAUGAACACUUCACUCUCAAGUUCAGUUUCUGAUGUGCACCACCACGAGUUUUGGAUUUCCAUGCUGGCAUUAAGGAUGACAUGUAUCUGGUGGAGUAGGGAUUACAGCUUUCAUUUGCAGGACCCAGGAAAUGCAGAUCCACGGGACAAUCAUUCCGUGAAGUCCAGAAUUGAAAUUUAUCUUGAUGAAGGAAAAUGAUUUGAGGGCCCGUUUGGGCAGAGUGGGUGGAGCGACAUGUGCCGCCCAAAUCACCAUAGCAACGAUAUCUAUUGCCUGAUGACAAGAAAUGUCCUUUUUGGUUUCCAAACGAGAAAAGGCCUGCUAUCCAAACACGAGAAUUUGUCAAUUACCAAUGGAAAAGGCAGAACAAAAAACAGAGAAGUCCUGAUGAUUCAGCAGACUGCCCAAAUGGUUCCCAGGUAAACAAAAUGUAUCAUCAUAUGUCUAUGACGCCCUCAAAUGCAAAUGCACAAAAAAAAAAAGCAAUCGAAAUAAUGAUAUUAAGGCCUUUUAGAUUUAACACCCCCAAUUGCAAAUUGUCACCAUUUGUCUGAAAUAGGAUCUCUACUGAUUCACAAAUUAUUAUUAUUAUUAUUAUUUGAUGAGUCUGUGGAUCAUGAAAAGCUUACAACCAUAGUUCUAAGACUUGGUUUCUCUACUUGAAACUUGGCCGAGUCAACUCGAUUUGACAAGAUUUCAAGCCAAGUCAUCAGAAAAGUCAGUCCUGCAAUGGACUUGGUUCUGACUCAGUCGACUCAACACAGCUCGAUCCGAGUCACUUGUUUUGUGGGAGGGAUUAACAGGUUUUGAACCCAGAACCUAUAGGUAGAGAAGCAAGUGCAUGAAAUUAGCUUACAUUGAAUUGUUUCUUAUUUUAGUUUUUCUUUUUUUCUUUUU
Molecule: messenger RNA, 1591 nt
Organism: Magnolia sinica
Lineage: Eukaryota; Viridiplantae; Streptophyta; Magnoliopsida; Magnoliales; Magnoliaceae
Exons: 7
Coding region: 188-892 (234 amino acids)
Source: RefSeq, a predicted model, not a curated record